UAGAUCUGAGAAAAAUGAAGAAAUCAAUGGAUCCCCAUGGCCAUAAAAAUUAAAUAAAUACAAAAACUGUUGUAUACCUCUAUCAUGUCGAUUUAUAUUUUAAAAGAAAUAGCAAUAUAGUACUAGAAAAUCUAAGUACUAAGAGAAGAGUAGACAUAAUCAAAUAAUCAUAGUCACGGCAUUUUUAAAAUUUACUUAAUUUACGUUGGCUGUCAAUGAUCAAAUUCAUUAUUCAAUGUCACGAAUGUGUCAUGUUAGUGUUAGACUUUAAUAUUUAAAUACUUAUGAUCACUUGAUUCUACAUAUAGACUCUAUAUAUAAAUAUAUAUACAAUGAAAGCAAGAUUCUUAUUACUUUGUAUUUCACUGAAUUUAGUCGUUGGACUUUUUUUGAAAGGAUUUUUCCCUUUGAAACAAGCCUCCAAAGAUUUUUCUUUUCACAAAAAGAAUAAAUUAAAUGACACUUUACUGUAUACAGAAUCUUUAAGCCUCUCAGAUAACUCAACAUCAAAUCUAGAUCUAGAUUUUUUAGAUCUACAUCCCAAUCUCAAUCAACCUUUCAAAAGGCUAAUUUUCAUGGUGAUAGAUGCAUUUCGUGCUGAUUUUAUGUUUGGGCCCUACAAUUUUAUGCCAUAUACAAAAGCAAUUGUCACAGCUGGUCAUGGUUUACAGUUCACUGCAGAAGCUUAUCCACCAACUGUUACAUUACCACAAAUUAAGGCCAUAACAACAGGCAGUACACAAAGCUUUGUUGAUGUCAUUCUUAACUUUGGAGCUUCUGAAUUAGAAGAGGAUAAUUUUGUUGCACAGUUUAAAAAAAACGGGUUCAAGAUAAUAUUUUUUGGCGAUGAUACAUGGUUGAAGCUUUUCCCAGGAUAUUUUGAUAGAUAUGAUGGCACAACAUCUUUUUUUGUUUCAGAUUUUACAGAGGUUGACAAGAAUGUUACGCGCCAUGUGAUACCAGAAUUAGAUAAUCCAUCUUGGGAUGUAAUGAUUCUCCAUUAUCUUGGACUUGACCACAUUGGACAUAUUUCUGGGCCAAACAGUCAUUUAAUACAGCCAAAAUUAGCAGAGAUGGAUAAAGUAGUUCAUCAAAUUUAUACCAGUAUGAUGUCUUGGGAUAAAUCAAGUAUUUUAGUGGUUUGUGGAGACCAUGGCAUGAGUGACCAAGGAGGCCAUGGGGGUGCAUCACUUGGGGAAGUUUCUGUCCCAGUAUUGUUUCUGAGUCCCCAAUAUAUAAAUAAAGAUCCAAGGCAUUCAGGAUUCAUUUCCCAAAAUGAUAUUUGUGCUACUGUCUCUGUGCUUAUGGGUAUACCUAUACCAAUAAACAACAUCGGCAAAGUUCUCUUGGAUACUUUAUCAAACCAUACAAUCCAUCAAAAAAUAGAAGUCAUGCACCAAAAUGCACAGCAAGCUAUUCAAGUUUUAGAGAACUAUAUUUCGAAUGUAGAAAAAGAUUCUUCACACAUUCUUUAUACUAAAGCUGAAAUAGAGUAUCAAUCUUGGCUGCUUUCAAAAACUGGUGUUUCUUAUGAAGCAUGGGAGAAACAAGGUCAUUCUAUUAUAAAUAUGUAUUCAGAAAGUUUGACUCUACUUGCUGAAAAAGUGAGGAGACUAGCAACACAGUAUGAUGUUUAUGCUAUGUCUGUAUCCAUGGUUUUAAUGUGGUUGUUGGUGGCUUCCCUUUUAAUCAACUUGAUGAGAAGACAUUACAACUUGCCUAAAGUAACUACUGCAACUCUUGUGUUCAGAAUGGCCAUUAUUCUUUCCUCUGCUCUACUUUCUCAUAUCACAAUGUGCACAGGUAGUGUUCCAAGUGAUCUUGUUUGCAGUUCAAGUCUGUACAGUGUUUUCAUACAACUGAUACUAGCAUUCAUCUACUUAAAAUGUUGUAUGGACAUUAUGACAGUGUGGCAUACCGGUUUGUCUGCAGCUCAACAUCUUAAGAUAUGGAUCCAGAAUGCUAAUAUUAUUGAGAUCUUCCUUGUUUUUGGCACUGUUGUGCAUACGAUGUCAUUGUUAUCUAGCAGUUUUAUCGAAGAAGAACAUCAAACUCUUUAUUUUCUUUUGACUUCAGUUCAUGUGCUUUUGUUAGUAAAUCAGGUCUUCCAUUUCAUUUGUCAUUUGGAAAAAAAGAAAAAUGUUAACUUGGAUGAAGGAAAAGCAACCAUAAUUGAUCAGGACUAUUUAAAACCUACACACAAAAGUAUAAGUAAUUUUAAUAGCUUUGAAUAUGAGACAGCAUUGAAUGCUGAAGCUGAAAAUAUUUCUUGUGAUACUGUGUUUAAAGACAACACCCACCUCAAAAGUAUAGGAGGGAAUCAUGGUAAUAAGUUUGUGAAUUCUUAUUUGACUGAAGCAAAAGGAAUUGCAGAAAAAUCUAAAAUCUCACUGUUUUUGUGUAAUGUAUCUGUUGUUUUGAUAAUUUUAAGAAUUUUACGAAGAUGGAAUCAAACUGGCAACAAAUGGCUUGAUGUACCUGAUUUUGGAGACUGGUUUAUUCUGCCAGAAAACAAAAACUAUUUAUCCUUGGUAGUUGUCUUCUCUUUAAUGAUCAUCAGUGUUACAAGAACUAGUUGUUUAAAGAGAGCACAAAGUUUAUGUAUAAAUUUAUCACUUGCAACAAUCUAUUUAUAUCGUGUGGCAUGUGGAAACCUGUUUUUUCCAGUUACAUCAUUUCUAUCUUCAAGUGGAAUUGUUGAAGCUCGUGCAGCUUUUCUUCUCAUUGGUCUGGCACUCAUCAUCUCAAUCUUACCAAAUAAUUUUUAUAAGCUAGAAAGCCAAAAAGUUAAAUCUGCUACCUCUACUUUCAAUAGUUCAUCAUUUCCUCAAAAAAAGAAAGCAAAUAAUACACACUUGAAACACUCUGGACCCAAUUUAAAAAUAAACGAACCUUUACAAAAUACUUCAUUUAAUCAAGAACCUAAUGCUAAUUCACAAAGGAAAGUUUCUUUGGAAGAAGCAAAAGCUGAAGAAGUGGUGAUAACAAUUGAUCAACGCAUGAAAGGGUUUUCCUCAGCCUUUCUGUGUUUUAUGUGCCUUGUGUCAAGACCCCAGGGAAUACCUGUGCUUGCCUUCUUGUCAGUUAUUGAACAAAUUAUGAUACCUAUUCUCAUGGAGAAAAUGAGCCUUUUAUCAAUAUUGAUUUACUGUUAUUGGAUGGGCAAUGCUUUCUUUUUCUUCCAGGGUAAUUCCAACAGUCUCAGCACAAUAGAUCUGACAAGUGGUUAUACUGGAUUGUACGAGAGUAACUUUUACAUAACAGGUCCACUCCUGUGUAUGUCUACGUAUGGAGGAACCAUAUUUUGGUUCAUGACCUACAUAAGAAUUAUCUUCAUGCUGCCCAAUACUGACAAAAAUAAUUCUCAAUUCAGGCUUUCAGACUUGUUAACAACAUCUGGCUACAGACUUUUAUUAUGCCGUGCUUUUCAUACUGCUGCCUAUACAUCACUGGUCUCAGUUCAACGCUAUCAUUUGUUUGUAUGGAGUGUAUUCUCUCCUAAACUCCUUUAUGAAAGUGCAUAUAGUUUUGUCACAACAUUCAUUUGUAUCAUUAUGAUUGUGUUGACAUUUAUUACAAAAUAAUAUUAUAAUACAAAAUACUUUUUUAAUU
Physella acuta is the source of this 3612-nucleotide messenger RNA. RefSeq names its product GPI ethanolamine phosphate transferase 2. The record is from RefSeq and is a predicted model, not a curated record. Gene Ontology annotation, biological process: GPI anchor biosynthetic process. Gene Ontology annotation, cellular component: endoplasmic reticulum membrane. NCBI's taxonomy places the organism in Eukaryota, Metazoa, Mollusca, Gastropoda, Physidae.